AUGUCUGGUCACGGUAAGUGUGGUAAAGGCUUGGGGAAGGGAGGUGCCAAGCGCCAUCAUAAAGUGCUUUGGGAUAACAUCCAAGGUACUACCAAGCCAGCUAUUCGUCGCUUGGCUCGAUGCGGCGGGGUGAAACGUAUUUCGGGGUUGAUCUACGAAGAGACCCGUGGAGUGCUGAAGGUGUUCUUGGAGAAUGUGGUCCGCAAUGCUGUCCCUUACACUGAACAUGCCAAGCGAAAGACUGUAACAGCUAUGGAUGUGGUUUAUGCUCUGAAGCGCCUGGGUUGUACUCUCUAUGGUUUUGGUGGCUAA
This is a messenger RNA of Caretta caretta (loggerhead turtle), 312 nucleotides long. Its product is annotated as histone H4-like. The record is from RefSeq and is a predicted model, not a curated record. Gene Ontology annotation, molecular function: protein heterodimerization activity; structural constituent of chromatin; DNA binding. NCBI's taxonomy places the organism in Eukaryota, Metazoa, Chordata, Testudines, Cheloniidae. Gene Ontology annotation, cellular component: nucleosome.